AUGCGUCUCUCACGGCUGAUAUGCCUUCUGGCAGUUCCUGGCCUGUACCUAUCUACCGUCUCUGCGGUUCUUGACCGGUCUCGCUCCCAGUUCAGAACAUGGUUUCCCACAAUAGAAAAAUAUUCCAAAGAACAUUGGAUGAAGGAAGAUUGCCCUCGACAGUUCGAGGCCUAUUUCGAUGAGAACCUAAAGGAAGAACCAGGUGAUCACAGGUACUCAGGUGAGCUGUUGAACUGUAUUCUCAAUGUCUAUGGAGAGGUCAACAAGGCAAACAUGGCCGUCACGGCUAUCCUACUGGCGCUUCUUCCCGGAGGUCUGGUACAGUUCGGACCUAGCAUGGCUGAGAUAAGCCUCCUGAGUACCCGCAGACCACUUCUCGCCAUGCUCCUUGGCUUUGGACUAAUGUCACCAAACCCUACCGAGUUUGAGUACGAGGCCAUCUUGGAGAAAGCCUCCAACAAUAACCAGCCCCUCGUGCCCCUGCGGAUUCUAGAUGGGCGCUCAUUCGCUGCAAAAGCUCUUGUGUCUCUUGUUGAAUAUGGCAUCGGGUUGGCCGCGACAGGGAACCUAUUCUGGGAAGUCUAUAAGUUCACAUAUCAUGCCAUAUCCCUGGCCCCGAUGGUCGUCUACAUUCACGGUUUGCCAGAGACAUCCAUACUGUUUGGUUGGGCUUUUCUGAACAUACCUAUCUAUCUGCUAAGUUUUGGCGUCUUCGCCUUGACCUUCCGCCGGACGACGCCAGGAAGCAAUCUUGUUAGAUUGAUCGUUGAUGAGCUGACUCCUUGUGGCCAAGGCCGAAACCACACAAUCAGGCGUCGGGAUAACAGACUGUUUCAACAGAACCUUCUCGGGGCAGCUGUCAGAGUGAUUGGAGGUCUUCACAUCAUUCUCGGUACUGUUCUCAUUGGUAGCAUUGUUCUUAUCCCUUUGGCAGACUCCCUGCCAGUUAUCUACACCUUUGUAUUCGCGGCUUUAUUCACAAGGGUUGUCUUGGUUUACGAAUUGAACGGCCUGGCGAGAAAGACAACUGUGGAGGAGAAGAUGCCACGGGGAGCUGAGGCCGAGGCCAAAGGUCUUCUAUGCGUCAAUUGCAUCCCACUGAACCAAAGGGACAUGGAAGAGUAA
Molecule: messenger RNA, 1125 nt
Organism: Fusarium pseudograminearum CS3096
Lineage: Eukaryota; Fungi; Ascomycota; Sordariomycetes; Hypocreales; Nectriaceae
Exons: 1
Coding region: 1-1125 (374 amino acids)
Source: RefSeq, a predicted model, not a curated record